This is a messenger RNA of Mya arenaria, 2189 nucleotides long. RefSeq lists its product as uncharacterized. Bases 19 to 2055 code for a protein of 678 amino acids. Gene Ontology annotation, molecular function: protein binding. The record is from RefSeq and is a predicted model, not a curated record. The transcript has 4 exons. Lineage: Eukaryota; Metazoa; Mollusca; Bivalvia; Myida; Myidae.
UUUGACAAUGCCGUUAGGAUGUGGAAGUUCAUCAAAACAUAUUUGUCGGGGACUCUUGACUCUUUUUUUGAAGUGGUCCAAGAACUCUUAAGAACAAGAGAAGAAUUUGAAAAUUUGGAAAUGACAGUCGCCGUACCGGACGUGAUUGCUGCUUUCCUUAAAUCAGGAGAAGCUCAAGAGAUCGACCCUAUAUCCAUGAUGUGCGCAUUGGAGCUGUUGAGCCAAAGGUUAAAUUCUUUAGAUGAAAAACAACAAGAUGACAGUGUUCGCAAGAGUCUUGAAUUGAAUUUGACGAAUAUUCAGCAUGAUAGAGAAAAUGCCGAUAUUCGAACCGGGAAAAUGGAAUUUGAUAAAUCUGGGGUAACUUCACUUAAAAAGAAAGAGCAAGUAUUAGAUGAACCUAAAACGCUCUUGGAGGAAUUCUAUUUAAAUAAAUCUGGCCAACAGAUUAUGACGACUUUGAAACCGGAACCAUCUGAAAAGUUCUUUGAGGAAAUUAAUUUUGACGAAGCCGGAAAAAAAGUUAAGACUUCGAUACAGGAAGAAAUAGAAAAGCCCAUUGAGGAAUGUACUGUUGAGGAAGCCGCGAAAAGGGUUAAGACUAUGAUACAGGAAGAAACUGAAAAGCCCAUUGAGGAAUAUACUGUUCACGAUACCGGGGAAAAGGUUAAGACUACGAUACAGGAGGAAACAGAAAAGCACAUUGAGGAAUAUACGGCUGACGAAGCCGGGAAAACGGUUAAGCCUACGAUACAGGAAGAAACAGAAAAGCCCAUUAAGAAAUAUACUGUUCACGAAGCUGGGGAAAAGGUUAAGAAAACGAUACAGGAAGAAACAGAAAAGCACAUUGAGGAAUAUACUAUUGGCGAAGCCAAUGAAAAGGUUAUGGCUAGUAUAUUUAAAGAAACUAAAAUGCCCAUUGAAGGAGCUACUAUUGACGAAUCUGAACAAAAGGUUAAGGACCUGGCACCGGUUGAGCCUGAACUGUCGAUGGCGAUAUUUUCGACCAAUGUGUCUGAACCGAAGAAAGAACUACCCACCUAUUAUUGUGAGCCGUAUUUACAAAAUGAAAUUAAAGUUCAAUGUGUGGCUAAAUGCAGGGACUGCAAUGAGAUGCUUUGCGCCGAUUGUGCCCGAGUUCAUAGAGUUUCAAAGAUGUCUAGAAAUCACAUUAUGAUCGGGAAACAACCUGAUGAUUUCACUAGCCUGAAGCUCGCACCGGACACAUCCAUCCAACCCAGGUCUACAUCUGACCACAAAGUCUGCAAACUGUCCAACAUGCUCCCCCUGCCUGGAAACAGGCUGCUUCUGUUUGAUUUUAACAACGGUAAAUUCAAAAUGGUUGACCUGCGGACCAACAAACUGAUGUCCCAAGUUAGUGUGCCAGAUGACCCAAUGGGCAUGUGUGUCCUCCCCGGGGACAGGGUGGCUGUUUGUUUACCAUCUACAGAUAUUACAGUUAUUCAGUUCCUUGGGGCACUGGAACAAAUCACUCUUGAGGAAAGCAUCAAGGUGAGUGGUUACUGUCUAGGUAUUGGUUACUAUAAUGACAGGUUGAUAGUGUCUUUCAGGGGAGGAAAGGUGGAGGUCAUAGACAUGAAUGGGAGAGUGAUGAAGAAAAUAGACAGUGGGCAGUCAGUAUUUCGUUUUCCAAUGAACUUGAGAGUGGUCAGUGAAGGCCAGGACGCAGUAGUAUAUGUAUCAGAUUUCCAAAAGGACACCAUCACCAAGCUGGACAUGGACCUGAACAUCCUUCAGACAUUCCAAGAUCCUGCAUUGAGAGGUCCAAAAGACAUUACAACAGUGGGAAAGCAGCUGCUUGUCUGUGGUUGGUACACUAACAACAUUAUGUGCCUGAACCUGCCAAGUGGCAAGAUGACCGAGCUACUGGGGAUAAAAGAUAAAAUAUUACACCCAGAAAAUGUCUCCUACAGUCAGCAGCAAAACAGACUAUAUGUCAAAUGUCAAAGUGACACUCGUGUACUUGUGUAUAAACCAUCAAUUUUUUUUCCAGGUCACAUGACCAACAGGUUGGAAAGAAGAAGGCGUUCUUAAGCAAUAUCAGAUUAUACUUCAUUUUCCAUUUCAUAUGCCAGUGUUUAAUAGAUUAAAUAAGUUUUAUAGUAACAUAUUUCCUUUCAAAUCAUUAUUAUUCAAGAAACAACUGUUUGUAAAGACAAACGUUUCUU